AUGAUUGAAACUGAGCUGGUGCAUUCUUCCGGUGCACGAAACCCUGGCUCUUGUCAUUUUCAACUGAUACUUCUUUCUUCUUCAAUCGUUUCGCUAGGGUUUGGACUCUGCUGAUAAUCGUGCUCCGGUUUGAGGCCAUUUCGUUCGCAUAUUCGUUGGCGUCAUGGAUUUCAGCUUAGGAGAUCUCAAUGCUCCUCAUUCGAUGGGGACUACUAUCAUCGGAGUCACUUACAACGGCGGGGUUGUUCUGGGCGCCGAUUCUCGCACCAGCACCGGAAUGUAUGUGGCGAAUCGGGCAUCUGACAAGAUCACUCAGCUAACCGAUAAUGUCUAUCUCUGCCGCUCUGGUUCGGCAGCAGAUUCGCAGAUUGUAUCAGAUUACGUCCGUCACUUUCUUCAUCAACACACGAUACAGUUGGGGCAGCCAUCAACAGUAAAAGUUGCUGCCAACCUUGUCAGAUUAUUAUCUUACAACAACAAGAACAUGCUGCAAACUGGUCUGAUUGUUGGUGGAUGGGAUAAGUAUGAAGGGGGCAAAAUUUUUGGAGUACCUCUGGGAGGCACUAUUUUAGAUCUGCCUUUUACCAUUGGAGGGUCUGGCUCUACCUAUCUGUACGGGUUCUUUGACCAAGAAUGGAAGGAAGGAAUGACGCAAGAUGAAGCUGAGAAAUUAGUUGUGAAAGCAGUUUCUCUUGCCAUUGCUCGGGAUGGUGCUAGUGGCGGUGUUGUUCGAACUGUGACUAUUAACGAGGAUGGAGUGGUUCGAAAGUUCUAUCCGGGUGAUACACUACCUCUCUGGCAUGAAGAGCUGGAACCUAAGGAUUCACUGUUGGAUAUACUGGCAGCAUCCAGCCCCGAACCAAUGGUCAGCUAAAUGAACUUUUACUUCCCAAAAUGUUCGGUCAUUCUGUCCUUAGCCACCAUAAAAUGUUCAAGACUUUUGAUGCUCCACUUUCACUCUCCACUAAUUUUAGUCGAAUGGUUUUUACUUUCCACCUAGACUCCACUCCCAUUUUGUUUCUGUGGUUUGUUUUGGAACAUGAUUGUGACAAACACACACAUAUAAAUACAUAUAUUUUUCAGCAUCA
Andrographis paniculata is the source of this 1088-nucleotide messenger RNA. Its product is annotated as proteasome subunit beta type-6-like. Gene Ontology annotation, cellular component: proteasome core complex. The coding region runs from base 164 to 874 and encodes 236 amino acids. NCBI's taxonomy places the organism in Eukaryota, Viridiplantae, Streptophyta, Magnoliopsida, Lamiales, Acanthaceae. The record is from RefSeq and is a predicted model, not a curated record. The transcript has 8 exons. Gene Ontology annotation, molecular function: threonine-type endopeptidase activity.